Molecule: messenger RNA, 1548 nt
Organism: Macrosiphum euphorbiae (potato aphid)
Lineage: Eukaryota; Metazoa; Arthropoda; Insecta; Hemiptera; Aphididae
Source: the annotation of a GenBank genome assembly
AUGGCCGUUUGCAGUUCAGUAGUGAAGACUGUUGUACCCGAUUACAGUAAUGGUGACUGCAUCAAAUUGUGCAGUGAACACUACUGGCCACCCAAAGAUGAAAACAAUCAAGUUUAUCGACAUUUACCUCCAACCACAGACACUGUGCUGACAAAACCAUUUCCAAUUAGAGGUGAACGUCUAAACUAUGUUAACACUCCGCAUGUUAUCGCCAUGGUCGGACUGCCGGCGAGAGGGAAAACUUACAUUUCGAAAAAACUUUCCCGGUACCUAAACUGGAUUGGUAUCAACACUAAAGUUUUCAACCUUGGAGAAUACCGGCGUCAUGCCACCACUGCGUAUAAGUGCCAUGAGUUCUUCCGUCCCGACAACGUUGAAGCGAUGGCAAUUCGAACGCAAUGCGCCAUCGACGCGCUGGACGAUGUCUGCACGUGGCUGGACAACGGCGGUGAAGUUGCUGUGUUUGAUGCCACGAACUCGACCAUUGAGCGUCGACAAUUGAUAUUGGAAAUCGUUGUGAAAAAACGAGGGUUCAAGUUAUUUUUCGUCGAAUCUGUGUGUGAUGACCCAAAAAUAGUCGAACAGAAUAUAAUGGAAGUGAAGAUUAACAGCCCGGACUACCAGAGCAUGGGUGCUGACGUGGCACUCAGGGACUUUUUGCAGCGGAUAGAGCACUAUCAGGAACGGUACGAACCCCUGGACGAGGUGACUGAGUCUGAGUUGAGCUUCAUGAAGAUAUUCAAUACUGGAGAAAAAGUGUUGGUGCGCAAGCACGAAGGUCACAUACAGGCGCGCAUCGUUUACUAUCUGAUGAACAUUCAUAUCAUUCCGAGAACCAUUUAUCUUACUAGACACGGCGAGAGCGAAUGGAACAAGGAAGGAAAAAUUGGUGGAGAUUCCCAACUCUCACCUAACGGUGUCAAGUAUGCCAUCGCUUUGGCCAACUACAUAAACGAACAGAAUAUCAAAAACCUUCGGGUGUGGACUUCAUGGCACUACAGGACCAUUCAGACUGCAAGCGGUGUUCAAGCUCCACAGGAACGAUGGAAAUCGUUGAACGAAAUUGACGCCGGAGUGUGUGACGGUAAAACGUAUGCGAUGAUUAAACGCGAGUAUCCUGAGCAGUUUGCAGCCCGUGACAAGGACAAGUUUGCGUACCGUUAUCCGAGAGGCGAAUCGUACGAAGACCUGGUUGCUCGGCUGGAACCAGUGAUUAUGGAGCUGGAGAGACAGGGAAAUGUUCUGGUGGUCAGCCAUCAAGCAGUGUUCCGAUGUCUGCUGGCGUAUUUUUUGGACAAAAAUUCAGAAGAGUUACCGUACUUAGAAGUUCCCUUGCACUCGCUGAUAAAACUCACACCCGUGGCUUACGGUUGUAAAAUGGAGCAAAUCAACUUUCCCAUCGAGGCUGUCAAUACACAUCGUCCCAAGCCUCAGGAACCGGGAUUUCUGGAGGACCGAUUCAAGGAUGAUGUGAAAGACGACAUCGGAGGUGGCGACAGUACGAACGGGAAAAAGGCAAACAACGGAGAUGCCACACUGCCCACUUAA